AUGGCAGACGGUGUAUUGCAACUCGUGUGCGAAUGCAAGCAUGACCCAUGGGGCAAACAAGGCCAAAGUUCACUUGCUGGACGCCUUUGGUCGCAUAUGCCUGACGCAGGAGAGCUGGACAACUCAGAGACAUACUCUGAGAUGUGGAUGGGUACAUAUCCUUCUGUGCCAUCUCGAAUUCGCUCUACUGGAAAGCUCCUCUCCGAGCACCUCAAGAACAAUCCCGAUCUUGUUGGGCAGUCAGUUUGCGAAUCUAGAUACGGGCCUGACAUCCCGUUUCUUCCCAAGGUUCUCUCCUUUGCUAAAGCACUUCCACUACAAAUUCAUCCCGACAAAGAGCUUGCCGAGCGGCUGCACGCCAAGGACCCUGAGAAAUUUGGCGACAGCAACCACAAGCCCGAGAUCGCCAUCGCAUUAUCUCGCUUUGAGUCGUUCGUUGGAUUCAAACCUCUACACGAAAUUGCAGAGCUCAUUCGGCUGGAGCCAUUGGAGCAAUUUAUCCCAGCGCACAAGAACUUUGAUGAUGAAGCUUUACGGCAACUAUGCCAGACAUUGUUAAGCUUACCCCCGGACACUGUAUCAGAGACAAUCACAAAAAUACAAGAUAUCUCUUUGUCUGAGUUUGGAAGCAAUGAGAAUGUUCCGGGGCUCCUCGAUCGGCUCAGCAAGCAAUAUUCAAAAUUCGACAACGGUAACUUGGUCGCCGCUCUUCUAAUGAACUACAUGGUUCUGGAGCCUGGAGAAGCUAUCUGUGUCCCAGCCGACGGCAUCCAUGCGUAUCUUUCGGGUGACAUUAUUGAGUGUAUGGCGCGGUCUGAUAAUGUCCUGAACACAGGCUUCUGCCCGCGCGCUGACCGUGACGAUGUCGAGUUAUUCGCACAAGCACUUACAUUCAAGCCACAUAGCCCACAAGACUCUCUUCUCCAAUCGAGAAAGAGUUCGAUCGGACUGAAAGGAAAAUCAGUGGAAUAUGCGCCCCCGAUUAGCGAGUUCAAUGUCUUGGGUGUGACUUUGUCUCCCACGGAGUCUGAGAAGCACCGGGUGCUUGGAAGUCCAAGUAUCUUAGUUGUGACUCAAGGCUCUGCAAAGAUGAAUGUGGGUGAUGGAUCACUCCAUGAUAUUGGGGAGGGAGAUGUCUAUUUUGCCGCAAAGGACGCCGAGUUGGAAUUUUCGACAAAAAAGGGAUUGACUUUGUAUCGAGCGUAUGCAACGUUCUGA
Penicillium concentricum is the source of this 1218-nucleotide messenger RNA. RefSeq lists its product as uncharacterized. NCBI's taxonomy places the organism in Eukaryota, Fungi, Ascomycota, Eurotiomycetes, Eurotiales, Aspergillaceae. The coding region runs from base 1 to 1218 and encodes 405 amino acids. Gene Ontology annotation, biological process: carbohydrate metabolic process; GDP-mannose biosynthetic process. Gene Ontology annotation, cellular component: cytosol. The record is from RefSeq and is a predicted model, not a curated record. The transcript is spliced from 4 exons. Gene Ontology annotation, molecular function: mannose-6-phosphate isomerase activity; zinc ion binding.